CCUAAUGUGGAUGUUACAAAAGCAGAAGAGUCCAGUCCACCUUAAAAACGCAGCUCCGCUCACUGUACAGACACAUUUCCUGAAAACGCCCCGUGUGAGAGAGAAAAAGAAAACUCUGAAUAAUAAUCAUAAGGCGGCGUUGUUUAUCCAAAGAAAGAGGGGGGUUGGACAUCGGCUCAGAUCGGUGCCAGAACUUUUCUUUACUUCCAUCUCCUUCCCCUCCAGCGAACUCGCUCAGCGGCGGCCGCGAUCUUCGCCCUUUUAGCCGAGCAGGUCAGCAGCGGUGACCGCCCACAGGAGCUGUCAGCGCGGCUCCGGACCUCCGCAGCACCCCAAACCCCGGCUUCCUCAGCAUGACUCACGGACUAACCCGCUGAAGACUCGCUCCGCCGUGUGUGUGGAUGGAUGGGGGAGACUCGCGUGGCUUAAGCAGCAGUUUGUGACACAGUCGAGAGACACCGAGUGACAACCAUGUUCGGGAACCCCGGGACGUACGCGAACAAGAAGAGGAAGAAGCCCGUCCUCAAGCAGAAGAAGAUCUCCGACGGCCAUGAAGUUGUCAAGUCGAACCCGUCGAAGCGCCACCGGGAUCGGCUGAACGGGGAGCUGGACCGGCUCAUGGACCUGCUGCCCUUCAACGAGGACGUCCGGUCCCGUCUGGACAAGCUGUCGGUGCUUCGCCUCAGCGUCGGAUACCUGAGAGUCAAGAGCUUCUUCAAAGCGACGAUAAAGAACAACCACAGCGGUCUGGGCUUUCCUGGGAGCAACGGCAGCAACGGCAGCAACGGCAGCAACGGGAGCAACGGGAGCAACGGGAGCAACGGGGACAACGUGGCGUUUACCGAAGGAGAUCUGCUGCUGCAGGCGCUGAACGGCUUCGUGAUGGUGGUGACGGCGGACGGUCUGGUGUUCUACGCCUCGCCGACGGUCAAAGACUACCUGGGCUUCCACCAGUCGGACGUCGUCCACCAGAGCGUGUUCGAGCUGAUCCACACCGACGACCGCUCGCUGUUCAGGGAGCAGCUGCACUUCGCUCUCAACCCGCCGCCGGCCGCCACAGACGGAGACGGCAUGCAGCUGUGUGGGAACACGGUGGCCUACAAACCCGAGCAGCUGCCUCCAGAGAACUCGUCCUUCCUGGAGAGGAGCUUCGUGUGUCGCUUCCGCUGCCUGCUGGACAACUCCUCCGGCUUCCUGGCGCUGAAGUUCCAGGGCCGACUCAAGUACCUCCACGGCCAGAGUCUGCUGCGAGACAACGGCGGCCGGAGCCACCCUCAGCUGGCCCUGUUCGCCAUCGCCAUGCCGGUGCAGCCGCCGGCCAUCGUGGAGAUCCGAACCAAGACGCUGCUGUUCCAGAGCAAGCACCGGCUGGACUUCACGCCGAUGGGCAUCGACAGCAGGGGGAAGAUCAUUCUGGGAUACUCGGAGUUCGAGCUGUGCACCAAAGGCUCCGGCUACCAGUUCAUCCACGCCGCCGACAUGAUGUACUGCGCCGACAACCACAUGCGCAUGAUUAAAACCGGAGAGAGCGGUCUGACGGUGUUCCGGCUGCUCAGUAAGUCGGGCAGCUGGGUUUGGGUCAAGUCCAACGCCAAGCUGAUCUACAAAGGAGGACGGCCCGAGUUCAUCAUCGCCUACCAGCAGGCUCUAGUUAACACUGAGGGGGAGGAGCAUCUGCGUCAGCGCCGCCUCCAGCUGCCCUUCAGCUUCACCACCGGGGAGGGCGUCCUCUACAACACCGGGCCCACCGUGGACGUCACGCAGUUCCAGUACAACAAGAAGUUCGGCAGCACGGAGGUGAAGAAGGACACGGCUCCUCGGUCCCUGCUGGACUGUUUCCUGAUGCAGGACGAAGCCGCCUACACCCAGACGGUGGAGGCUCCUCUACCUGUGGACCAGGUGUUCAUGGACAGCCAGGCGCUGCUCAAAGUCACCAACGAGUCCGACGCCGGAGAGCCCAGCGUGGUGAAGGAGGAGGCCAAGCAGUCGGUGGUGGCCGUGAUCGAGAGCCUGGAGAAGAUGGCGCAGAGCGGCGAAUUCAGUACCACGCUGCAGAACCUGGAGAUGGGCGACGCCGAGCUGGCGGAGUUGGAGAACGUCCUGAAGAGGAUGAGCCAGGAGGACGGUCAGCAGAGCGACGUGAGGUCGGACCUGGACAGCAUCCUCACUGAAAACAUCUUUGACUACGUGGACAGCGUCCUGUUCAAAGAGAAGGGCGAGGACCUGCUGAACACCCCACCCAGCUGCCUGACCGGACUAAACCCGCUCCAGAACCCCUUCACUCAGUCCUCAGCCGGCAAGCUCUGCGAGCCGCCGCUGUUCCCCACGCCGAGCCCCGACCGCACUUUAUCUCCCAUGAACGCCCUCUUCGCCCAGCAGGUCAACGGAGGCGGGAUCUCCGCACCGGGCGUGGGUUCUGCUCAGGUGUUCGGCGGCACCCAGAGACUGGCCCACCAAGGCCCUCCGACCGGCAGCAGCCUCCCGCCGCUGCAGCAGCUGCAGCUUCACGACAUCUUCAGCCCGUCGAUCGAGCUCCCGCCGCUCACCGUCCCCAACAUCUCAGCCGAUGACGCCUUGGCAACAUUUCAGUCCUGCGCUCAGGCGUCGGUCCGGCAGACGGGCUGCCAGCAGGGCAUCGGUGGUCCCGUCCAGCAGGCCGACCAGCUCCUGCUGCGUCAGAACCACCCUGCUGCGAUGCUGCAGGGCUCGGUUCAGCAACCCAACAGUGUAGCGCCUCUGAUGGACACCUUGCCUCCCCUGAUUCCCUGCACUGACUUUAGCUCCUCUAACACGUCUGACGUUCCCGUCGGCUUCCCCUCGCCGUGUCUGCAGGGAAACCUGCCGUUCAAUCCGCCCGGCCGCCCCCUGCAGCAGUGGAACCAGAACCAGCAGCAGAAGCUGCCUCACGCCGGCAUCGUGCCCAACGGACACCAGGCCAUGCCGGCGUUCCAGAGCCAAAACCCACAGAGCCAAACAUUCCCGUGUGCUGGCUUAUGGCCGCGGGGCGUCACCGGACUGAACCAGCAGGGGGCGCUGCCGGGGGGCCAGGCGGCCAAUCACAGCAGCUGCAUGUUCGACCAGCACUUUUCUACCAGCCCUCAAGGCGGCGACGUCCUGCCUCCCUCCGGGGCUCCGGGCCUCAGGGGGGCCGCCCCCUCUCUGGACCAGAGCCCCGCCCAGGCCUCCUGCUACUACCAGUGGAACCACAGUGAGCCGGUGGUCGGGUCGUCGGCCAUCCGCCAGGACAACGCCAACAUCAGCCCGCUCGCCGCUCCGCCCAACAUGUCCGCCGCAGAGUACGCUCGGAGCAUCCAGCACUACCUGCAGAGCAACGGGCAGACACAGCAGACUAACGGCGGCGGCGGCGGCGGGAUGUUCGUGGUGCCGCCUCACGACCUUUCCUCGUAUCUGAUGGAGUGAAGCUUCGUGCAGAAGGACGAACGCCAGCGCUCCUCCACAGACUGUUAUAGGUUUUAUAUCCCCGUUUCAUAUAUGUUUUAUAUAUAUCUAUCUAUCUAUUUACUGUCUGUCGUGUCUGAAGCUCGUCGCCGUUGCUCCAGUGAAGAUACACUAUGAUAAGAUGAAGUAUGAAGCCACAGGGCCUUCAGCAGGACGCAGUCCAGCUGAGUCCAAACAGCCAAAGAUGUGUGAUAAGGGAAACUAGAUUACUGCCAAGAUUUUAAAAUCUGAUGUUUUUUUAAAAAAAUGAAAUAUCUAAAUGGAAAUGUUUUCUAAAAGAAUUUGUAAUCUUUGUAAAAACAACUCGAGACUCACUGAGAGUGAGAGCGCUGUGCCUUCCACUUAAUAUUAUUACAGAUACAACAAUCUGUGUGUUUGAAAUGAAACCCUCAAAGUGGUUGAUGUAUGAAUUUAAUUUGUACGUU
Stegastes partitus (bicolor damselfish) is the source of this 3884-nucleotide messenger RNA. RefSeq names its product aryl hydrocarbon receptor-like. The record is from RefSeq and is a predicted model, not a curated record. Lineage: Eukaryota; Metazoa; Chordata; Actinopteri; Pomacentridae. Gene Ontology annotation, biological process: regulation of transcription by RNA polymerase II; xenobiotic metabolic process; response to xenobiotic stimulus. Gene Ontology annotation, cellular component: nucleus; aryl hydrocarbon receptor complex. Gene Ontology annotation, molecular function: protein dimerization activity; nuclear receptor activity; transcription cis-regulatory region binding. The coding region runs from base 472 to 3420 and encodes 982 amino acids. The transcript is spliced from 11 exons.